AUGGACCAGGCCGACGAAAAUGCUCCUGAAUCAAUGCAUGAACGGUACGAUGAGGAGCGAGCGCGGCGCCGUCAAGCGCAGGAUCGACGAAUCCAAGAGCUCCGCCAGCCGUGGCGCAGAGCGGUGCAAAGUGGCGUAGCAGCCACCCCUCCACCCGCCGUGAUUAUCUUUCCAAGGCUUCAACUUCGUAUAACGAUCAAGGACACAUCGAGGAUCAACAAGAAGGUUGUUCGGACCCGACGCAAGCCAGUGAAGCAGCUGAUCCGUCACAGGAGACUUCUACGGAAGAGGGGGGGUUAUGACGCAGCACAGGCGCCUAAGAGGAGCAAGGGCGAGCCUGAAAGUGACGAGGCGGAUGGCAAGGACUUGGCGUCGGCGGAGGGGUCAAGCCUGGGUUCCGGUUUUGCAACGGACGAGUCGGAGGAGAAGGAAGAGGUGGGACACCGCAGGACGCCACCAUUGGAAGUCGACGAAGCGAGCAGUUCGCCGUCUGAGUUUGUGCCGUCAAAUGAGGAGCUGAGUAAGAUGUGGACGCGCUUCACUAGCAAAGUAAACAUUGCGUAUGUGCUGGUGCAAUAUGUGGCAAUGCCACACAAUUAUUUUUCUGGGACUUCCAUAAAAUGCAUUUGUGAGAUUGACGUGAGAUUUUGGAUUGUUGGACGAAUGCCGACCGAAAGUACAGGUUUAUGUGGCUACACCAUCAUCUACUACACUUAG
This is a messenger RNA of Phytophthora sojae, 717 nucleotides long. RefSeq lists its product as hypothetical. The transcript has 4 exons. Bases 1 to 717 code for a protein of 238 amino acids. The record is from RefSeq and is a predicted model, not a curated record. NCBI's taxonomy places the organism in Eukaryota, Oomycota, Peronosporomycetes, Peronosporales, Peronosporaceae.